AUGAACAACCAGCUAGCCAACGACCAGUUUAAGGUUGAACAAAUGUCGUUUGGACUACCAAAGGGAUAUAAUGUAAGUACUCACGAUGGUCAGCAGGUGUUGGGACAACAUGUCGUGGGACACCAGAUGAUGGGCCAGCAGGGUAUGGGCCAGCAGGUAUUGGGACAGCAGGUAUUGGGACAGCAGGUAUUGGGACAACAGGUUUUGGUCCAACAACAAGGAGGUAAAGGUCAAUACAAGGAGUUUGAGCAGCCACGAUACUAUGGAUCGUCGAUGGUGAUGCAGCUGCCCUAUGUACAGGGUGGUGGCCAGACCACUGGUCAACCUGGAGGGCAGUUGGGAGGUCAAUUAGGGGGCCCGAUGAGUGGCCAGGGUGCACAUGGAACACCUUAUAUGAACCAGGCGAUUCUGUAUCCAGCACAACAGCAAAUAUACGAAACGAGGCCUGUGAAUAGCUAUUUGUUGAUACACCAAGGCCAGGAUCAGGGACAGAUUGCAGCCAGUUUCUACGGGGCUGCCCGCUCAAGAGGGCCACCCGAACAGCCAGUUGUGUAUGAAGGAUUCAUUGAGAGACUCCAACAACUGUUACCAGUACCACCAAUGUCACAGGCUAUCACUCGUCCCGAGAUUAACUUGCUGCUCAACCAGAGGCGGGCGAGACGUAAGUCGAAAUUCUCGAAAGAGCAGGACGACUCGAUUGUCGAGUUGAAACGUAAAGGCAAGACAUGGGUGGAGAUCGCUGAGAUGUCGGGCGUGGGCAGCUAUCUUGCGGCCAGAAAUCGUUAUCAGGUCAUUGUGGGACAGCAGGGAAAUAAUAAUUCUUCAUCGUGGGAUAAUGAAGACAAGUCGCUCUUGCGCAAGCUCUUGGACGAGGCUGAAAUUGAAAAGUGGAAGUUUAUUGCUGCAGAAUUGACGAAGGCCACGGGCAAGCCAUUUUCCGACAGAGAGUGUCGUGAGACAGUGAGAAUGUUGUUUUGGGCGGACCCAGCAUCAUUCGGUGUGAACGAGGACACCGUGAACGAAUGCUUCAAGGAAAAAAAGGUCACCGAGAGGGCGAACGAACAGCAGCUGUACAUCGAUAACGAACGUCAGUACGCGCAGCCCUUUUUCUCGCAACCGUCUUCUGCUACCAAUGCAUCCAACACUUCAAAUUCAUCCAGCACAUUGUCAAAUCCUCCGGCACCAGUACUACACCUGUAUCAUAGCUACAAUUCUAAAUCGUCCCCGGAGUCGAUCGACAAUUACCCCGGUAACUUCUACUAG
Debaryomyces hansenii CBS767 is the source of this 1263-nucleotide messenger RNA. It is a transcript of the gene AAF1, whose product is annotated as C2H2-type transcription factor AAF1. The record is from RefSeq and is a predicted model, not a curated record. The coding region runs from base 1 to 1263 and encodes 420 amino acids. NCBI's taxonomy places the organism in Eukaryota, Fungi, Ascomycota, Pichiomycetes, Serinales, Debaryomycetaceae. The transcript has a single exon.